UCGUCAAACAAACUUCCUGAAUAUUGAUUAAAUAGACAUUUAUCGCAAUCCACACCUCUAACUGGACUCUAAGCAAUUCCCACCGUUGUUGCGUUGAUAUUUCGGAUAUCUUAUGUCGUUUAGAACUUCUAAGUCAUCGAGGCGAUCGCAGGAGCAAAUUGAAAAUGGCUCAAGAGCAUGGGAACAGAGGAAGAGUCACCUCGAUAGCCAACAAAUAGAAGAUAAUGCGAAAGAUGUGACUACUUUUGAGGAAGCCCAACAUAAAGCCCUCGUCAACCGAAUUUUCAAUAUCAUGAAACUUACGCAAGAGCGGGUGCAAGUGGCUUUAAUGAUCCCACAUCUGCUAGGUGACCAGAAUACAGGACUUAAUCGAUUUCUCAGCUCUGAUGAGAAAAAUGAGCUUAGAAGACUUUGUGAAAAGUAUUUACAAUCGGAUGAUUUAGGAGACAUGAACGAUUCCGAGAAAAGUGUAAUGAUAGAUUACGAACUUAUUAACGCUAUUGAUCUAAUUCAUAAGAAUAAAGAGCUUCUUGAGCAUAUACCAUACUAUAUUAAGUGCCUUCCGGAAUCAUCGCAAAACUUUAUGAAUGCCAUGAACGAUCUCAAAACAUUGACGGAGGCUCGAAUAAAAACUUCGGCAAGAACCGAAAUUGAAAAAGAGAAAAUGUUACAUCAGAUUUGCCAUGAAAACGAAAAGAUGGACCAGAAAAUUGAAGAAGUGAAAGCUCAAUUGCGAGAACGGGAGAUAUCACUGCAGUGGAGGAUUGCGGAAAAACAGGCACUCAUUCAGAAAUUCAAAAAGGAACUAGCAACAAAAAAAUGGAAUAAUCAUAUUUUUAUAAAGAAGGAAGUAGGAACAGCCAAUGAACGGAUGGCACACAUUUAUGCCAAAAGCGAGGAACGGCAGCAAGAACUUCGGGAAGAAGCGGCCAAAUCUAAACAAGCAUAUGAAAACCUACUACUGGAAAAUAUUCGAGCCGAUAAAAAACUCCGAGAAAGAAAAGCUCGUAUUCUCACUCAACUCAACGGCUGGAUAAAAAAAUAUGACAACGACAUCGGUGAUCGAACACGUGAGGUUAAUCGUUUAGAUGCUGAACUAGCGGAAAAGACAGCGGACUUUGAUGAAUUCAUGAAGCUCUACGAAAAACAAGAAGUGGAAUACAACGCUAUCCUGCAAAUGCGCGAGGCAGAAGAUAAGAAACUACAAGAGGAAAAAAUGAUCCUUUUCAUGAUGAAUCGAGCCGCGAAAUUAAUCCAGAAGAAAUGGCGUGAAUAUAUGCACCUUAAGAAGAAGAAGGCCAAAGGCAAGGGAAGGAAGGGGAAGAAGUAAAUGUAUGAUUAAUUUAUU
This is a messenger RNA of Hermetia illucens (black soldier fly), 1348 nucleotides long. RefSeq names its product dynein regulatory complex protein 10-like. The record is from RefSeq and is a predicted model, not a curated record. Lineage: Eukaryota; Metazoa; Arthropoda; Insecta; Diptera; Stratiomyidae. The transcript has 6 exons. Bases 113 to 1330 code for a protein of 405 amino acids.